ACGACCAUGGACCUGUUCUGGGGCAACCCCCUGAGCGAGCCUCCGUCUUCGUCCGAGGCGCCUGCAAGCUCUGCGCCUGCAAGCUCCGCGCCUCCACCCGCCACGUCGUCGGCAGACGCCACACCACGCCCGACUACCGAAGCCGAGGCCCGAGCCGAGCCUGGUGGCGGCUCGUCGUGGUGGGGCCUCAUCGAUACGAUCAAGGGCAAAUCGACCGAGAUCCUCGAGGUCUACAAGCGCGACCUUGGCGAGUUUGUCUCGACCAUAUCUGAAGAUACUCGCGAGUCGCUACAUGCAGCGGCGUCUGCUGUCCGCGGCGAGCGCGGUGAGCACGGUGACGCCGAUGGCUCGUUGCCGGGCUCACGGCCAGGCUCGGCAUCCGGUGACUCGUCUGCCCGCCGCCAAGCUGGUGACGACGUCGGCCUUGCUGCGCUCUCACGCUUUGACGCCGCCCUGCACAAGCUUCAGUGCGAUCCGGCGACGUUCUGCCAUGAUCCGGAGCCCGAAGCAGAGUAUCAGGCCUGGCUUGCAGACUUUGACGUCGACAGCAAGACCGCAGACAUUGCCGAGCUGCUCAAGGUCUCCGAAUCGGUCCGCACCCUCCACACCCGCCUGGUCCCGAGCUCGCUGCCCUACGCCGACUUUUGGGCUCACUACUACUUCAACGUCCACCGUCUUGAGCAGGAACAAGCGCGGCGCGCUAAGCUUGUCGAGCGAGCCCAGGCUUCCGACGACGACGAGCUUGGCGGGUGGGGCACCGACGACGAUGACGACGACGACGAGCCUGGCGAGCUGAAUGAUGGCGAGCUCGGGGCUGCCACCGAUCGCGAUGGAAGCAGCACUGAGCUGGUUUCUGCCGAUGUCACUCCUGUGCCUCAGCCUGCCCCUGUGGCCGAGCCCGUGUCCAAGGCCGAGGCCGAGGCCGAGCCUGCAUCCGCGGCCGAGGCCGAGGUCGAGGCUGCAUCCGUGGCCGAGGCCAAGCCCGUGGCCGAGGCCGAACCCGUGGCCGAGCCUGUGGCCGAGGCCGAACCCAUGGCCGAGCCCGUGGCCGAGGCCGAACCCAUGGCCGAGCCCGUGGCCGAGGCCGAACCCAUGGCCGAGCCCGUGGCCGAGCCUGCACCUGUUACUGCUACGACUCGUCUGGCGCUCGCCGAUGAGACUGGUGACAUCGACGACGGCGACGAUGAUGACGAUGGCUGGCUCGACUGGGAGUAG
Thecamonas trahens ATCC 50062 is the source of this 1215-nucleotide messenger RNA. RefSeq lists its product as uncharacterized. The transcript is spliced from 2 exons. Bases 7 to 1215 code for a protein of 402 amino acids. Gene Ontology annotation, cellular component: cytoplasm. The record is from RefSeq and is a predicted model, not a curated record. NCBI's taxonomy places the organism in Eukaryota, Apusomonadida, Apusomonadidae.